Messenger RNA from Paramecium sonneborni, 2785 nucleotides. NCBI's taxonomy places the organism in Eukaryota, Ciliophora, Oligohymenophorea, Peniculida, Parameciidae. The record is from the annotation of a GenBank genome assembly.
AUGAAAUAUUCGAAUCCUAAGAAAUUGUCAAUUCAUUUAGAUUUCGCAGCAUUCAAAGCUGAAUUAUAGAAUUCUUUACCUUCAUCAACUAAAAAAAUAAGUACCUAACCAAAUAGUCCAAAUGGAAUUACCAAGAAUAUCAAAAGUUAAUAACCUUUGAUACUAGUAUAAAGCUCCCAUUCAAAUUAAAAUUUAUUGUCUCCAUAAAAGAAGAAGUAAACAGAUUUAGAAAGUACUUUCAGCAGAUUUCCUCUUCUAGUUGAUUAAUUUGUUAAGUUAUACAAUUUAAGCAAAAGUGAGAUAAAUGAAUUGACUGGAUUUAAAUAAGUAACAAUACUUGAAAUAUUAGGUCUAUUAUUAUAAACCAUAGAAAAUAUCAUCAGAAGGACCAAAUGGUGAUUAUCUAGCUAAUACAAAAGAUCACGUUAGAUAUCAAUAUGAAAUAAUAAAGUAAAUAGGAUAGGGUAGUUUUGGAUAAGUAUAUGAAGUAUUAGAUCAUAAGACAAAAAAUACAUUUGCUUUAAAAAUAAUAAGAAAUUAGGACAAUUUAAAAAAGUAAGCAACAGUUGAAACAAAUAUAUUGUUAACAAUUUAAGAGAAAGAUCCAAUGAACAUAUAAGCUAUAGUUAAAUUAUAAGAUCAUUUUAUAUUUAGAGGACAUUAAUGCUUAGUUUUUGAGAAAUUAGAUUGCACUUUAUUUGAUAUGUUGAAAUACCAAUUAUUCAGAGGUUUUGAUUAUGAAACUUUAAAGAAAAUUACCUAUCAAAUAGUUAAAGGUUUAAAUUUUCUAAGGUAGUGCAAUAUUGUUCAUUGUGAUUUAAAACCAGAAAAUAUAAUGAUUAGCGACAUUCAAUAAAAAGUAGUUAAAAUAGUAGAUUUUGGAACUGGGUGUUUUGAAGGUAAUUAAUUUUAUACUUAUAUUUAAAGUAGGUAUAGCUUUUACAAUAUAUUAGAUAUUAUCGAGCUCCUGAAAUAUUUUUUGGUUUAAAAUAUGCUUAUGAAAUAGAUAUGUGGAGUUUAGCAUGUAUUAUUGCUGAACUUCACACUGGAANUCAAUAAAUAUGAACUUGAAUUAAUGUACAAUCAAUAUAAAAUUAAAUCUCAUAAUAAUUUUAACAGAAGUGUUGAAUUAAUGAAAUAUUCGAAUCCUAAGAAAUUGUCAAUUCAUUUAGAUUUCGCAGCAUUCAAAGCUGAAUUAUAGAAUUCUUUACCUUCAUCAACUAAAAAAAUAAGUACCUAACCAAAUAGUCCAAAUGGAAUUACCAAGAAUAUCAAAAGUUAAUAACCUUUGAUACUAGUAUAAAGCUCCCAUUCAAAUUAAAAUUUAUUGUCUCCAUAAAAGAAGAAGUAAACAGAUUUAGAAAGUACUUUCAGCAGAUUUCCUCUUCUAGUUGAUUAAUUUGUUAAGUUAUACAAUUUAAGCAAAAGUGAGAUAAAUGAAUUGACUGGAUUUAAAUAAGUAACAAUACUUGAAAUAUUAGGUCUAUUAUUAUAAACCAUAGAAAAUAUCAUCAGAAGGACCAAAUGGUGAUUAUCUAGCUAAUACAAAAGAUCACGUUAGAUAUCAAUAUGAAAUAAUAAAGUAAAUAGGAUAGGGUAGUUUUGGAUAAGUAUAUGAAGUAUUAGAUCAUAAGACAAAAAAUACAUUUGCUUUAAAAAUAAUAAGAAAUUAGGACAAUUUAAAAAAGUAAGCAACAGUUGAAACAAAUAUAUUGUUAACAAUUUAAGAGAAAGAUCCAAUGAACAUAUAAGCUAUAGUUAAAUUAUAAGAUCAUUUUAUAUUUAGAGGACAUUAAUGCUUAGUUUUUGAGAAAUUAGAUUGCACUUUAUUUGAUAUGUUGAAAUACCAAUUAUUCAGAGGUUUUGAUUAUGAAACUUUAAAGAAAAUUACCUAUCAAAUAGUUAAAGGUUUAAAUUUUCUAAGGUAGUGCAAUAUUGUUCAUUGUGAUUUAAAACCAGAAAAUAUAAUGAUUAGCGACAUUCAAUAAAAAGUAGUUAAAAUAGUAGAUUUUGGAACUGGGUGUUUUGAAGGUAAUUAAUUUUAUACUUAUAUUUAAAGUAGGUAUAGCUUUUACAAUAUAUUAGAUAUUAUCGAGCUCCUGAAAUAUUUUUUGGUUUAAAAUAUGCUUAUGAAAUAGAUAUGUGGAGUUUAGCAUGUAUUAUUGCUGAACUUCACACUGGAAAGCCGUUGUUUCCAGGAGAAAAUGAAGUUGAACAAUUUAAUUUAAUUAUGGAAUUAAUUGGUAUACCUAAACCUGAGUUUGCAUUGAAAUGUCCAAGAAAAAAGAUGUUCUUUGAUGAUUCAGGAAAUCCUAAGAAAACAAUAAAAUUAUAUAGAAAACCUAAAUCUAUUAAUUUAAAUGAAUUACUUAAGACAACAGAAGAAGAAUUGGUUGAUUUCAUCUAAAAGUGUUUAGUUUGGGAACCAGAACUAAGAAUGAAACCUAAUGAAGCAAUCUAACAUCCUUGGAUAAAAAGUUUGACAUUAAAAGAAAAAAAUAAAGUAGUCCCUAUUCGAAAUUAUAAAGAGAACUAAAUAAAUAAAUUGACACAAUAAUAAUUUUAGGAAUCCUUUGAUAAGAAAAUCAUAGGAAAUAUAGAGAAAACCAAAGCUUUUAUAGCUCAUAAUAAAAAUAAUAGUUAACCCACUAUUUUAAAUAGUGCUAGAAAUCAAGAUUUAUCUAGUUUUAGACAGAGAUAAUAGAUGGUUUAAUCUAUCCAUUAAAUUCUUAGAUAAACCUAAUCUAAAAAGAGUUCAUUUAUUAGGAAACCGUCUAUUGAAUGA